UCCAAUAUCCAGAUUUUUAUUUCAUUUGGAAUACAAAGCGGGUCAAAUAAAGUUUUCUACACAUAUUUGCUUAAUUACUAUAUACGUGUGCGAUACUGUUAUACUAACCAUAUUACUUUGGUCCUCAUGAUACUAAAAAGUGGGCGGGUGGCCCCAGUUACUAUCCAACAGUGCUCCAAAUGUUAUGAAGAUAAAAUAGACUCGUAUUGAUGAUGAAAAAUGAAGGGUGUUGAUAGUUUACCAUCAGACCGAGAAGGGAUGACAAACAAACCAGUAGUAACAUGUGCAGGGGAUUGGAAUUUAUUCUGUACCUUGGAGGCGCCUCUUGUGGCAGCUAUACCUCAAGAUUCUUGUGAAUGGAGAAGGUCUUUUGGGAGGAUAAAUAAAUUUGUGUAUUUAGAAGCAUCAUUCAUAAAAUAUAACAAUAAUGAAAAACCACAGUCUGAGCUGAAUUUACUGAAACGUCCUAUUUUUCAUAUCUACUGGACAGAUUGUGUGGACAUAGAAUUUUAUAAAACUACAUUAAGAGAAGAUAUAGAAGGAUGGCUCAAACAAUUAGAGAAAAACAAUAUUACGGAUUGGAUGUUAGUUUUGGUUGAGACAUAUGAUAUAAGGAAAACGAACAAGCUCCUGCCGCGGACAACAGUGUUAGAUAAGAUUAAAUCGGACUUUGCAGUGAAACAAACGGAGGAUAGGUUUAUUUCAGUCAUUAAUCCAAUAAAAUCGGAAGCGAGGAGUGCCGACUCAUGGAGGACAUUAGUGGCCAGAGUCAGACACUUCAUUCUAGUUGCAUAUAAUAAGGCUAUCAAUAAGUUUGAGGAGCAUAUGAGAGAGCAGAGAGAAAAGAGAAAUGAUUCAGAAUGGGACUUUUGUAAAUAUUUUACCUUACAGGAACAACUAGCAUUUGUAUUAGAAAUGCUUGGCUUAUACGAAGAAGCUCUAGUCCAAUAUGAUGAGUUAGAUGCUUUGUUUUCCCAAUUCGUUCUCAAUUCACAUGUAACUGAGAGUCCAAAAUGGCUGGAGACAUUCAAACAGCCGGUGACGUCCUGGCAGGCUGUCAGAUUAACUGCACUCAUACCGCAGAAGUUAAGGGACUUAAUUAUUAAAAAGAAAGCCUCUCUUUUAGAUUUUAGGAGUUAUUUAUUUCAACGACAAAGUGCCAUGUUAUUACGUACCUUUAAACCUUCCGAGAUUGCAUCCCGUUGUCUAUCUACGGUGCACAACACUUCAGUAGAGCUCACGCUACUCGGCGCGAGCGCGGCCGACGGCGCAGCGGCGUGCUGGGCGCACCUUGCGUGCGUGGAGACGCUGCGGGCGUGCGAGCGACUCGCCGCGACCAACACCGCGCUCGACGCGUGCACGGCCAUGAACGCGCCGCUCCUGCACAACGCCAAGGAUAAGCUUCACGAGCUAGGCAAGCUCUGCGGCCUGCUACCCGGUACUCCGGACCCCACGUCGGAGCAGCUCCAUCUGGUUGUGAUGCUGUCAGCAGGGAUGGGGGACAGCGAGCCCAACAACCAGCAGUCCCCGACCGACAGGCUGAAGGAGGCACUGUGUAGCAAGACCAGCUUCCAGCAGUAUUAUCUCGAGCUGGCCGAGCUGGCCAUGGGCACGUACAAGCAUAUUGGGUGGCUCAGGUUCGCCCGCCACAUAGGCCGAGACCUGGCUUCAUUCUACUCGGAGCUGGGGGAGUGCAGCAAGGCUGUAGUGUUCCUUACUGACGCACUGAGGUCAUACGAGGAGCAGAAAUGGCCGGACUUGGCUGCUCAGACAAGACUCGAGUUGGUGGCUGCGGCUAAGAAGAUGAACGAUGUAGAUAGAUAUACAAAGCUCUCUGCUAGAAUAGCUAGUACGGUCGAAUUAGAAAUUCUAGUCCGAAAUUUUUACUACGAGGAGAUGUGGAAGUCUAUGAGAGAGAAUCUCGCUGAAAGACAGGAGUCUGUGCUGACCGAACUCAACGAUUGCUUCAAAAUCGUCUCAGCAACUUUGGUGCCGUCCGAACGUGGUGUUUACAUCACUGAUAAUAAGAUUCAAGUUCGCCUGGUGUUCGAUAGUAAUUUUCCAAAGGAUAUCCUAUGUAAUAGAGCCGCUAUAAGUAUAGAGAGAUAUGAGAAGAAGACGCCGGCUAAGAAUUAUAAGACUGAUUUAUCUGCUAGUGUAAGUGUCGCGUCGCCCAAGAAAUCCAAAGAGUGUACAGAUGAUAGUGAAACUAAUGUCGUUUUUACAGAAAUAAGAUUAGACGAUUUAAAACCUAAAGAUCCCCUCCUGCACCCGAUGCACAUAACCUCAAAACUUCACUACAAAGAGGACAAGACAUUGCAAAAGGCGACGGUAGAGUACCAAAACGUUAAAGCGCCUCUGAAAAGAUCGGACAGCAGUAAAUACAGAAAACCCUCUGCCACAGUCAGAAACAACUUUGAAUCGUCAUUUACGCAUAACGAUGUGGUUAUAAAACCCGGACAAAAUGAAAUAAUACUCGAACAUGUUGCGAACAAGUGUGGUGCGUUUAGAUUGGGACAAGUGUCUUUAUUGAUUGAUAAGUUGGAAUUCCUAUCGAACGUGUUGAUUGGGAGUAAGCUGGGUUAUGAUGUGGAGACAAAGGUUGUGUCGGUUUAUCUGAAUAAGGUUGAGCCGAAGAAGGAUUUGAUUGCGGGCUUGGAACAGGAAAUGGAGCUAGUUGUAACUAGCGGCAGCUCGAAAAUUGAGGAGUCGUCAAUCCUUCUCAAGACAUCAACGGGUCUGAACGCGCGGUUCCCGAGCGAUGUUCUCGGUUCCCGGGAGCUGACGGUGCCGGUUCCCGCGGCGGAACCCUUCCACACCACGCGGGUUCCGUUAAUGUUGUACGCGAACCUGCAACCGAGGAGAGAGAAGAGUAUUGAGCAUACGGUGUGGCUGACUUGUCCCUGGUGGGAGUCAGUAACGGAAGUUCCGUUACACUUCUCCCCGCCAAUGGUCGCGACUUGGCAGCUACUGACGUCCAACACUCGGAAGUUCGUGCAAGUAACCGUCAAGUCGACUGUUGCUCACUUCACGGAGUUUAUACUGAGUGAACCCAAGUUGGAGUGCGAUGGAAGUGCUAUGUCCGAUCUGAAUCCGAAAUGUACGAGGGAUUUGAUGGUGUCAUCAGAUGGCACGACCGCUUCCUUCAUGUGGGAGCUACUCAAGGACCCGCUAGUUAAGGCGAAGCCACUUAAAGCAACAUUCACAGUCCUAUACCGUCCCGUCACAGAAGAUAUAACUAGAACAUUCACCUGUCCCUUCGACAUACAAGACUACACGACGCUCUUCGUGAUAAGAACUAAGUUGGAGCCGGGGAAGGGAUCUGACUUUUGUAGGGCGUCGCAAGUGUGCAGCCUGCAACUUAAUAUACAGAGGGUAAACGAAACUGAAUAUACGUCGCUCAUGUACGAAGUGUUAGCGGAUCAAACCAUGUGGGCGGUGCUGGGACGCACAGCAGGCGUUCUAACGAUGGAGAACAGUGGAUCACCGCAGAGCGUGUCGCUAGACGUGAUGCCGCUCGGCGCGGGCUUCCUGCCGCUGCCCGCCGUCCGCCUGUCCAAAUACAUCGCCGCCAACACUAAAGAUCCGAAGAAAGAUAUAUCCCCGCACCCUCGGCUCGAGCCGUUCAGCCCUGGCCAGGUGUACCACGCGAGUAAGGCCAAGCAGGUCCAUGUAUUGCCGCCUGCGCAGAAAGACCACGCCGAUAUUGUUGUUUAAAUCAUCAUCGCCCGACCAGCAGGCUAAGCAUAACAUCAUAAGAAACGGGAAAUAAUGGACUUACUGACAGAUUCUACUGAUAAAAUCGCGGAUUUCCUUCGUCUAUCACUUUUUUUCUUCCGUAGAAAGAAAUCGCUCUAUGGUGAUUAUACUAAGCCUGCAAGCCGUCAUUUAUGUGAAAACCGCCAUCACCAUUUGAACUUCCGAAGUUCUUAGCAAUCUAAGUCGCAAUAGACAACGAACCAGUAAGCCGACUGCAAACAAACUGACGAAGCGAAUACCGCUGUAAGCAUGCUAUGAACGGUCGAGCAAUGCAGCGGCACGUGCCGGCCGAUAUGACAUACUACGUCAAACUUCUAAGUUGGCGUACUGGUUCAUUCUGUCUAUUGUGUCUAAGUGCUUAGUCAAAAUGCAUUCGCCAUAUGCGAUAGCGAAGUUGAAUGUCAACAAAAAUGAAAGGGAUUUGACAUAACGUAUCGCUAUGUGUCAUGGC
Messenger RNA from Aricia agestis (brown argus), 4210 nucleotides. It is a transcript of the gene SIDL, whose product is annotated as trafficking protein particle complex subunit 10. Bases 220 to 3717 code for a protein of 1165 amino acids. The transcript has 15 exons. NCBI's taxonomy places the organism in Eukaryota, Metazoa, Arthropoda, Insecta, Lepidoptera, Lycaenidae. Gene Ontology annotation, biological process: early endosome to Golgi transport; intra-Golgi vesicle-mediated transport. Gene Ontology annotation, cellular component: TRAPPII protein complex. The record is from RefSeq and is a predicted model, not a curated record.